CUUUCUCCUUUUGAGUUUGAUGGCUUCAUGUCUCAUGCUCCUCCUCUUACCACACAAGACAAAAACAUUCCUGCGCAUUGCCCGGUACCACAACAAGAUGUUGACUGCUUUCUUUAUCCUCAUAGCUGCAGCUACCAUUCCUCUCUCCUCAUCUUCAUCUUGCUACAACUCCAAGGGACAGCCAAUUCUCUGUAGCCCGCCAAAGAUAAGUGACAUUUUGAAUGGGAUUACACCACUGGCCUCUAGUACAUGCGGGGAGAGAGCAGUAGAGAGGACAUGUCAGAAAGGAGGACUUCAUUGCAGUGCCUGUGGAGAUGGUAACAGCUCUCUUCACCCGCCAGAACACAUCACAGACUCUGACCCACUUACUUUCUGGCUCUCUCCUCCUUACUCUUCUCUCAGUGAUGGAGCUGGUAACAUGAAUGCCAAUAUCUCUUUUAAUUUGAACAAAACUUUCAUAAUUGACGAAAUAAAAAUACUAUUUCGUAGCCCCAGACCACAUUCAUUCUCUUUACAUGUUUCGUCUGAUUUUGGUGGCACUUACUUCCCUCUUCGUUACUACUCCUUGUCCUGUCUUGAGACUUACGGGAUAGAGGAAGAGAGAGGAGAGAGUGAGGGAGCAAGGUGUACUUCAAAUGGUGUAGGACUCAUACCAUUAACUGGAGGAAUGGCUGUUUAUCGCUCAGAAUCAACGAUAUUCGCUGUCACUAAUAUUCAAAUACGGCUACACAAACUAGUCUUGCUGCCCGACAUUGAAACAUGGAAUGAACUGGUACUGGAUAGUUAUUACUAUGCUCUUAGCUCGGUUGAGGUUUCUGGAUAUUGUCAUUGUAAUGGACAUGCUUCUUCAUGCAUGAGAGAUGCUAAUGGAGGUUAUAGUUGCAACUGUGAGCAUAAUACUACCGGAGUAGACUGUCAGGCUUGUUUACCGUCUCGUAAUGAUUUACCAUGGCAACCGGCUACGAAUGAAAACACUGUAAUUGAAUGCAGGAAUUGUAAUGGGCUCUGUGGCUGUCAAGAAGGUCUGGGUGGAGAUGAAUGUGACACCUGUUUAGCUGGUUACUAUAACAACAGUGGUAGUUGUACACGAUGUAAUUGUAAUUCAAAUGGAUCGGAUGGUUGUGAUUCAGAUACUGGAGAGUGUUAUUGUUUUGAUGGUUAUUCUGGUGUUGAGUGUGAGCUGUGCCCUGAUGGAACUCAUAAAAUAAAUGAAGGAUGUACAGAUUGUCCAUCUUGUUAUGACAAUAUUUCUGUUGCUUAUAACACAACAGUCAGUUCACUUGAGUCACUAACAGAAGCAAUUAUCAACUCCUCCACAUCAAAAGAAAUUCAUCCAUCACUCACAGAUACUGUAAUGAGCUUGCAAUCCAACCUACUUAAUCUUAAAGAAUUAUUAAUUCAUUUAACAUCUCGACAAAUGCAGCUGUUUUCCAACCUUUCAGAAACAAACAGUGAACUGGUAGAAACAGUGGAAGAGGUAGACAUUUUUGCUAAUUUUAUAAAAGAGAUAGAAACAUCAGCUAAACUAUUAAGAGAGAAAAGAGAGAUGAAUGAUGAAUUGAUUAAUAACAUCACUGAACAACUGAGCCUCAUUGAGACACUAUUGAAAGUUAAUGCUACUCAACACUUAAAAGCAUCACUAAAUAUAACAAAGAGAAUCGACAUUGUUAUAUCUCAGCUUGCUAACAUAUCAAUGGAGGCUGAAGCUGCAGCUAAUGAGCAAUCAGUAACAGUUAGAGAAUUAUUAAGAAAUGGACUGAUUCUAUCUGAUAACACCACAGAUCUACUGCAGUCAAUAAAUGAACUAGUUGACAUUGAGAACAGCACCCUGGACCUAUUAAAGGGACUUAAUGAUUGCUCUACUAGUAACCUCUCCAGUCUUGUUGCUGAAGGAGAGAUAAAACUGAGUCAAGUUAUUAAUGACACUGUGGAAGUAUUAGAAGCAGCAAUGAGUGUGUAUGAUGAUGUGGAGAACAUAGAAUUUAUUGAAAGAGGAAGAGAGCUUUUGGUACAGUCUCUGCAGCUGGUAAUGAUUGCUAGUAGGACAUACAAUGAGACUGUUAACGUGUCUAUUGCUAGUAAUGAAGUGAGAGAAGCUUUUAAUGUCCUUUUCAAUGAUGGACAGGAUCUACUCUCUACUGCUUCAUAUCUUAACAACACUGCACAAGAGAUAUUGGCUAGAGAAAAGGAAGCUCUUUCUUCUGCUAAUGCAUCACUGAGGGAAGGAGAACAGAUCAUUAAAGAAGCUGAAGAGGUCUUGAAACGAGUCGAGGAAGAACUUACAAGAGCUUUGGCUUAUGUAGAGAGGCUUAAUAGAUUGAGGCUACUUGUUGAAGAGGCAGAGGAAGAUUCAAAUAUGACGCUUUCCCUUGCAAUAGAAAGAAGGAGAAGAAUUAAUGAACUAAGUAAUAUUAUUUUAGCAACAGAGAGCAUAUUACUAGGAACAAUAGAGACUCUGGAUAUUAUAAAUGAUGCGCUCAAUUCAACUAAUGCAACUGUUUUGAUAUCUCGUUCAGAAGCCACAGAACUUCAAGAAGACCUUAAAGUUAUUCAGUUGGAGGAGACAGAGAACAAACUGAGAGAGUUAGAAGAGAGAGGAGAGAAGGAGAGACAGUCACUGCUUAAAGCAAACACUGGAUUAAAUGCUGCAAUUGCUAAUGCUGCUAGGACUAAUGAUAGUAUAGCAGCUCUUUCAGCUCAAGUUGAGCAAGUUGAAGAACGAAUAAACUCAAUAACUUUUGCUGAUUCUGCAGCAUUGGAUUCUCUAGAUAGGGCGCUUAGUAAUGCAGAAGCAGCUUGUAAUGCAACAGGAAUGGAAUUAGAAGAAUUGAAGUCUGAGAUAUCGGUACUGGAAUCAAUGUCUGAGAAUCUGAAAGAUAAGUAUGUCAACUUGCAACUCCACCGUGACCUGCUCAAAGACAUGAGGGAUAAUCUUGAUACACUUGACUGUGAAAAUGAGUUUCAAUAGAGAGUUAAUUAGAUAUAAUUAUUCAUUAGUAGUGCCACCUUUUUAAAUAUUCAUUGAUUGAUAAUUUUCAACCAAUCAAAUCAUUUUAGUCACGUGUCUUUUAGUGCAAGCAAUUCACAUCAUGGGGAAACUUAAGAAACAAAAGAGGAGUUCAUCCAAACGUAAGAAGUUCCAGAGAAGCAAUGAAACACUGUCCAAUACCACAGUGAACAAAUUGAAACAAAA
Messenger RNA from Amphimedon queenslandica, 3193 nucleotides. RefSeq names its product laminin subunit gamma-1-like. Gene Ontology annotation, biological process: tissue development; animal organ morphogenesis. NCBI's taxonomy places the organism in Eukaryota, Metazoa, Porifera, Demospongiae, Haplosclerida, Niphatidae. The record is from RefSeq and is a predicted model, not a curated record.